Molecule: messenger RNA, 810 nt
Organism: Acomys russatus (golden spiny mouse)
Lineage: Eukaryota; Metazoa; Chordata; Mammalia; Rodentia; Muridae
Gene: Eef1e1
Product: eukaryotic translation elongation factor 1 epsilon 1
Exons: 4
Coding region: 27-551 (174 amino acids)
Biological process (GO): positive regulation of DNA damage response, signal transduction by p53 class mediator
Cellular component (GO): nucleus; aminoacyl-tRNA synthetase multienzyme complex; cytoplasm
Source: RefSeq, a predicted model, not a curated record
ACCACCACCAGGAACUGGGCCAGAAGAUGGCGGCGGCCGCGGAACUCAGGCUGCUGGAGAAGUCUCUGGGCCUGAAGCUGGAGAAUAAGUACAGCGCUCAGGGCGAGCGACAGAUUCCAGUUCUACAAACAAACAAUGGCCCAAGUCUAAUGGGAUUGAGCACCAUUGCGACCCAUCUAGUCAAGCAAGCCCAUAAGGAGCACCUGCUGGGGAGCACUGCAGAAGAAAAGGCAGUGGUUCAGCAAUGGUUAGAGUUCAGGGUCACCCGGGUAGAUGGACACUCCAGUAAAGAAGACACCCACACUCUGCUGAAGGAUCUGAAUUCCUAUCUUGAAGAUAAAGUCUACCUUGCAGGACACAGCAUUACCCUGGCAGACAUCCUGCUCUACUAUGGGCUCCAUCGCUUUAUAGUUGAUCUGACAGUUCAAGAAAAAGAGAAAUAUCUUAAUGUGUCUCGCUGGUUCUGUCACAUUCAGCACUACCCAGACAUCAGGCAGCAUCUGUCCGCUGUUGUCUUCAUCAAGAACAGACUGUACGCUAACUCCCACUAGAGGCCCCUGCCGUGCAGCAGCCGGAUUCAAAGAUAACAGAAAAUGUAUUUUGGACCAUGGUACUAACGUAAAUUAAUAUGAUGUUAUUAUUCCUUUGUUAAUGUUGGUGGAAUUUUUAAAGUGUAAGCUCAAGUCUGAAUGUUUUAUUUGUCCCUUAGUUGAAGUUUUGUAAUUUUUUAAGGUAAAAAUUCAACUGUUAUCCAAACAAAUCACGGUCAGAUUACAGAUUAUCUCGUUUUUAGGCGACAUGGAGUCACUG